Amoebophrya sp. A25 is the source of this 4276-nucleotide messenger RNA. NCBI's taxonomy places the organism in Eukaryota, Dinophyceae, Syndiniales, Amoebophryaceae. The record is from the annotation of a GenBank genome assembly.
AUGGUUCCUGAAGAGCGUGGAGUGGAGUAUACGAUGACAAAACCAGAAUGGCUGCUCGAUCUGGAGGUUAUUUUCUCGCUUACCUUCGAUCGGAAGUUCCUAGACGUGGAGAAGGAGUAUAUGUCAGGGAGUACGGACUACGUCGAUGGCGACAUCCGGUUGUGGGCGGCUGAGCCGUUCGCACGUGGCAAAGCGCUCUGCUCAGACACGAUCACGGGAUGUAAACGUAAGGCAUCAUGGACAAAGCCGAUCAUACUGAGAAGAAAUGAUUAUACAACGAGAAGAAAUGAUUAUACAUACGCCACCAACUACACCAUCCUCUACUCCUCUCUCUACUCCUCUCUCUAAUCCAAAAGGCAUUAGGAAAGAGUAGAGGCUUGCUGGAAAAGUCAAGAUGUUGAUGAAAGCUUCCGCAAUUCAUUGUAAAAUGAAUUUCAAACACGAUGAAGUAGGGCGACGCAUAGAUCUUCUACAACCCAUGUGCCAUGGCAGUCUAUACCCCACCAACUACACCAUCCUCUACUCCUCUCUCUAAUCCAAAAGGCAUUCCUGCAAAUGCACCCAUGUACCUCCCCGGUGUCUUUAUCAGUGUAGACCGCGCUCAGACGAAAAAGAUGCUAGAGUUAAGGCUGCUCCACCUGCAAGAAAUCCAUGUUCAAGAGCAUCCUGGGACCGUGUUUCAAGGGGGAAAAUGUUCCCGGAUGCCCUUCUUCAAGAGCAUCCUGCCUAGGGCCGUUUAUCCAAAGGGGGAAGUACUACUUACUUAAACACGAUUUCAGGAGCAGGAUGCCCUUGCAUCCAGAUGGAUAAUAUUUGAAGGUCUAAGAGAAGGUUCCAAACCCGAAAACUGGCCUGAAGCUGACGAUGACGAAGCUUUGGAGAAACUGUAUAAAAACCUAGAAUCCCAGGAAAUUCCGAUGGCUGCUGCCUUAAGCGGAGUUACAAGUGCGUCGGAUGGACGUAUCGCGAUUUUGCCGCAGCGUGCUUUGACAAUCCAAGUGCUGUGGACAUUACGGCUUUACACGACAGUGAUUAAACCUAUCCCCAUCUUGGCUUCUCAAGGCUGAUGUGGUGAGGGCGUUGCUUCUUUUCUAAGGCAACGACAGGAAGCAUCAGGACCAUGGCGCUCCCUUUUUGUACAAGAACAUGAGAAGAUUUUUUUUUGAGGCACGAUUAUACAUACUCAGUACAACAACUCUUCACAAACACACAAACACAACUGAGACGGAUUAUUUCUCUCCCGUCUCUAAGAACAGUUUCGCCCAUCUAUUUGGAGCACAAGUGGGAUGGUUCUGUCACUUUGGAUCGAUGGGUAAGCUCCGUAUCAUCGAUGGAUGUCAGUUACCAUCCAGCGGACCACACCAUGAAGAGCAAAUGCAGCGUUCGUUUGGUUUUCGAGAUCGACCACUCCUCGGUCCGCUUCCUGGAAACUCCAAAUUUGUCGCUCAGUGCUUUUCUUUUAAGGCUUCUGGUUCAUAUAUUAAUUUGGUCGAUCCUGAAAGAACAUGAUACAGAUUUACUAGAAGAUAAAAUGAUGUAGUGCUAGUGUAGUACUAGUUCUCAACAUGAUACAGAUAGAUUAAAUGAUGUGUACUGUAGUUCUUGAUGGAGGUCCGAGAAUGAACAACGGUCAAGAUUAGAUGGUAGAACAGCAUUGAAUAGGAGCCUUCCACUACAGAGAACUGUAACAUCAGCAUUUCUUCCUUCCACACCCUCUCCCUCCACAAGACUCCAAAUUCUAAUCCUUGCCCUCAUUGGCGCGUAUGCGGGUUACGCGGGUAUUUUUGCGUCUUUCCUUGCGUUGUGGCAGAAGUUUGUGCGCCCCUUCGGUCUGAUCAACAUCUUCGAUAUUGACGAUGCAGUUUUGGCCAAGCAUGAAGCCUGGUCCGCAAAGAUCGCGAACAAGAUCACCUCCCCAGUCAGCCUCAGCCCGUUCAAGAAGGAACCUGCAGAAGAACCUAUUAUGACCAAGUGAAUGAGAGAUGCUUAGAUGAAAUAGAGUAGAAACGGAUUCGGAAUAACGGCGGCAAUAAUGCAGAUGAUCCUCAUUCUGUGCACGUAGAGAGGCACCAUUAUGCUCCAACGAGAUUACUCGAAGCCUUAAAGUAAGCAAGUAAAUUCAAGAAUUACGCCAAGGCAAUAGCUCUCUUAAGUAAAAACGUUACUCAGUUCAAAAAUUUAUUGAGUUUUUCGAAUACUUGCUUUGUUUUUUGAUGAGAAACAUUUUUCCUUCUGUCUCUAAUGCGCAGGGAGGGAGUGGAGGCAAUAAAAUUGCACCAGAGGGAGAAGAAGAGCCUUCAGGUACAUCUUAUCCUAUAUCUACAUCGUGCAUGAUCCUACUCAUUUUCAUUUCUUUCAUCAUGCAUGUUGAUGUUGACAUCAAAUCUCCUUUUAGACUUUUAGACUUUAUUAUCGCAGCUUCUUUUAGACUUUUAGACUUUAUCAUCCUCUUUCUUUAGCUCCGGCAGUGAUGAUCGUGCAGCAGCCGCAGCUUCCUACGAUUGUGCAGCAACCUGUACAGCAACCAGGGACGAUGGUGGUUACUCAGAAUCCGGAACCCAUCACCGUUCAAGUCGUGUCCCCUCCAAGCAUCACACAGGAGGAGGAUGUGGUCAGGGAGUCAGCAUGAUAACAAGGCUGCAAAUAUAAUCCGAGGAAAGGAGGAUGUACUUGUUAGUGGAAAGAGAAUAAGUAAGAGGAUGAGAUAGAAGAACGAUCAUGGGUAUCGGUGGAAUGUAUAUUCAGCUGGUGAGAUAAUCAAGAUCUUUCUUCCUUUUGAGGUGAUACUGUCUAUCAGAUCUAGCAACUUGGAACGAGUGGUCAAGGGGCGUUCAGCAUAGUGGAAAUCUACUGGAAUACUAAGUAAGAACCGGGCUCAACAUCGAGAAGGUGACGCUUUCAUUCUCAUCUUCACAAUCUUGCAUUAUUUCUAUCAUGGUUGGACUGGUGAUUCUCGAGAUUGAUAUCGAGAUCUAACCCGCUCAGAAGUAUUCAUCAGAAGUUACUACUAGUUUUUCAACAAAUUAAUAAUACUACUACUAGCUACAACGAAGUAGGUGUUGGAGACGGAAAUGGUCUAUACAUCACCAACUCGAUUGCAUUCCUGCAAAUACACCAAUUUAAGCACCAACCUGCAAUCGAGAUGAAAGCAUAUAGUACCAAUAAAAAACCUGAAAGGUAUCUGUAUUCUGUGCCUGAAAUUCCGAAGAAAGUAAAAUGAUUCAUCACACUAAGAAGUAGUUGUCGAAAUAUAAUUCUUGAGUUUGUUGAAUGAAUUAUCAUCCUACUAAUCGGCGUAAUUGGCAAUCUGAAUUUCUAUCGAGAAAAAUUACCCGAAUACUAAGCUAAAAAGAGCAAAACUCGUCACGGUCGAAUACGUUAUCAUCCUAUUCAUCGCCUUAAUGGGCAAUCUGAAUUUCUAUCGAUAAAAAUUACCCGAAUACUAAGCUAAAAAGAACAAAACUAAUCACGGUCGAAUAAAUUAUCAUCCUAUUCAUCGCCGUAAUGGGCAAUCUGAAUUUCUAUCGAGAAAAAUUACCCGAAUACUAAGCUAAAGAGAGCAAAACUAAUCACGAUUCAUGUAUGUCACUGCAACAGGAGUCAGAUUGUCAGACGAGAGCUAUUAGAUUCUGUAGAAGCCCUAAAUCUCAUUCUACCAUAAUGUCAUGGUUCUUCUGUAUCAAAAAUUGAGCUAGUUGUAGAAAGUAGGACGAAUUGAUGCUAUUCGUGGUCCUUAGUUUCAUAUUUGAUUGGAGCUUUCCGAUGCCGGCGAUUGUUAUGUUGAGUCCUAGAAGUCAUUAUUCGAUCUGAUGUAAAGCUUGUAAAAAUUGGUUGGAGAUCAACCUCCAAGCUGAGGAGCACAGAUGGAUGAAACCUUCACCAAACUGAAAGUGAAAGGAUAACUAACAAACAAUCAGAAGAAUCACAAAUGAUCAUAAUACGUAAGUAGGUCGAUGUUGUACUAGUGUGUAUUAGUACAACGAACAAUAACUUCUAAAAAACCAGACAGUUCGCCACCUCCGUUGUAUGUAAUUAGGUAAGAAACAAAUGGUAACUAAAACCCUCUGUACAAAUAGGGCUUGCUGGAACUGUUGAGACCGAUGAUCAUGCUGAAUCCUUGAGUUAAAACUCUUGUUCUCGAUCAUGUCGUGCUGUACCUGCUGUCCUUAUAACGAGAAAUAGGCGAGUUACUACAGACUGAAAUAAGGGAGGAGGUAGCUUUACAAGGCUACUCUUUCGUCAGUGUGGUCUCGCUUAUUCCCAUUAAACCCACUAC